This is a messenger RNA of Fusarium redolens, 1134 nucleotides long. RefSeq lists its product as uncharacterized. The coding region runs from base 1 to 1134 and encodes 377 amino acids. NCBI's taxonomy places the organism in Eukaryota, Fungi, Ascomycota, Sordariomycetes, Hypocreales, Nectriaceae. The transcript has 4 exons. The record is from RefSeq and is a predicted model, not a curated record.
AUGUUAAAUCAGCGAAAAGAAGGAAAGGCCGCCGCGCAAAAGGAGAUGACGUACAGGCAAAUGCAGGAGGCUAUACCCAAGCUUCUUGAAAGCAUUGAACAGAAAGAGAUUCGGCUCGUCCCCAACGCAUUCAACUCCAACCCGGAAUUCAUUGCAUACUUCCAAGCCUCGGCCAUUGGUGCUGUGCCUCUGAUUCUCCUGGAUCUUGCACAAUCUAUCAGAAGAAUCGGCGCAAGUCUUGGUGAAAUCAAAUCCGAGCUCGCCAUUUCAAAUAUAGCAAGGGUUCAAGGCUGGGCUGAUGAUGGCUUCGGGACAUAUGUGCACCGCUUUGUUCAGAACGAAAUGGCACCGACUGAGGGGCGUACAAGGAGAGGGAAUCACUUCUUCUAUGUCUGGAACCCUGAUAGUGAUUGGUAUCCGGAUUUUGAAAGAAGACAGAGACAGGAUCCGCAAGGACCAAACUUCGGUGGCUAUCAUCACGACCUAGCCACGAUUUGUCUCAGAAUGAGAGCGGACAGACGAACACUAAUUGCAACGACUGAUUACAGCAACAAUCCCGUGUUCCAUCUUAUCAUUCCGACUUACUACCCACUUGUGAUAGGCACGCUUAUCGCCUUUGCUGAAGAGCUACUUCCGCUGAUCAUUACUGGUAGUCGACAUCGAGGAACGGAUCUCGUCUGGUUCAACCUCGAUGGGCGCUCAACAUUUCCGAUCCCACAACUCGAAUUCAUUGGAGUAUUGCCUUUAGUCGAAAACCGUUUGAGUGCACGCUCUGCUGUCCAGCUGCAUUCCCCCCUUGCGCUGCUGCUGCCGAAGUCGUUUUGGCCUCAUGCUGGACCACCGGGAUGGCAUCGGGGCUGGCAAGGCCCACAUCCUACUCUCAAAUUCAUUUCUCAAGCAAUUGGAAAAGAGACUAACGUUGCCCCAGCUACGGCCAACUCAACAGUUUUGGCAUUUGUCAAUAGAGACAUGCAGCACACAAAUCCAGCCGUCGCAAUAACCAUGAUAGCCAAUCUAGCCGGUUGGCUAGUAAUCACAUUGCAAAUCACAACCGGCGCUAGUAGUAAAAACACGAUGAGUGGGCUCAAUAUCGCUCGAGCUACUUUCAUCGUUGAGGAACGAGAAAAUAUUUGA